AUGGCUGAGGUGACACUGAAGGUACACAUUAGUGACGCCAGCACCCACCAGCCCAUUGCAGAUGCGCUCAUUGAGAUCUUUGCCAACCAGGUCUCCAUCGCCUCGGGCACGGCGGGGACAGAUGGCACCGCCUUCAUCAAGUUCCAGUAUAAGCUGGGUAGUCAGCUGAUUGUCACCGCCACAAAGCAUGCCUAUGUGCCAAAGUCAGCCCCAUGGAAGCCUCUCCGGUUACCUGUAUUUUCUUCACUGAGCCUCGGCCUGCUUCCAGAAAGGUCUGCUACUCUGAUGGUCUAUGAUGAUAUUGUCCAAAUAGUAUCAGGAUUCCAAGGCGCCCGGCCACAGCCUCGUGUCCAUUUCCAGAGGAGAGCCCUAAGGUUGCCUGAGAAUGCCAGCUACAGUGACUUGACGGCCUUCCUCACAGCCGCCAGCUCCCCCUCCGAGGUGGACAGCUUUCCCUAUUUGAGAGGAUUGGAUGGAAAUGGAACAGGAAACAGCACCAGGUAUGAUCUGACUCCAGUCACCGCUGUCAGCGUGCACCUGCUCAGCAGUAACGGGACUCCAGUGCUGGUGGACGGCCCCAUCUAUGUCUCCGUGCCUUUGACCACGCAGAGCAGUCUGAGACACAAUGCUUAUGUUGCAGCAUGGCGUUUUGAUCAGAAACUGGGAACGUGGCUGAAGAGCGGCCUAGGUCUGGUGCACCAAGAAGGCACCCAGCUGACGUGGACGUACAUUGCCCCCCAGCUGGGAUACUGGGUAGCAGCCAUGUCUCCUCCCAUCCCAGGGCCUGUCACCACGCAAGACAUUACCACAUACCACACGGUGUUUCUUUUGGCCAUUCUAGGAGGAAUGGCUUUCAUUCUUUUGGUUUUGCUGUGUCUCCUUUUAUACUAUUGCAGGAGGAAGUGCUUGAAACCCCGUCAGCAUCAUAGAAAACUACAACUUCCUGCAACCCUUGAGAGUUCUAAAAGGGACCAGUCAACAUCCAUGUCCCACAUCAACUUACUGUUUUCUCGACGGGCAUCAGAGUUUCCCGGUCCACUGUCUGUCUCCAGUCAUGGCCGCCCAGAGGCCCCAGGGACAAAGGAGCUGCUGGGUGGGGCCCAUUUAGAAAUGAUGUCCCCAAAUGGAGAGGGGGACCUGCAUACACCCAUGCUAAAACUCUCCUAUAGUACCUCACAAGAAUUUAGCUCACGAGAGGAACUGCUCUCCCAUAAAGAAGAGGAUAAAAGCCAAGCAUCCUUUGAUAACCUGACGCCAAGUGGGACGCUAGGGAAAGAUUAUCACAAAUCCGUGGAGAUUUUUCCCUUAAAGGCAAGAAAAUCUCUGGAAAGAGAAGGCUACGAGUCUUCUGGCAAUGAUGACUACAGGGCUAGUUACAAUGCGAUGCUGUCCCAGCCUUUAUUUGAAAAGCAGGACCGAGACAACUCAGCAUCCACAGGAAGCAAACUCACCAUUCAGGAACCUAUGUACCCCGCGCCUUCGUCCCCUGAAAAAGAACAGCUGCUGGACCGCAGACCUACUGAAUGUAUGAUGUCUCGAUCAGUCGAUCACCUGGAGAGACCCACAUCUUUCCCACGGCCAGGCCAGUUGAUCUGCUGCAGUUCCGUGGAUCAGGUCAAUGACAGCGUUUACAGGAAAGUCUUGCCUGCGUUGGUCAUCCCUGCUCAUUAUAUGAAACUUCCAGGGGACCACUCGUAUGUCAGCCAGCCUCUGGUGGUCCCCGCAGACCAGCAGCUGGAGAUCGGAAGACUCCAGGCGGAGCUGUCCAACCCCCACGCAGGGCUCUUCCCCCACCCGACCUCUCAGAUGCAGGGUCAGCCUUUGUCUUCCCAGGCCAUCUCUCAGCAACACCUGCAGGAGACAGGCUCGAGAGAGUGGAGCCCUCAGAACACAGCUAUGUCGGAGUCUCUGUCCAUCCCGGCAUCUUUGAAUGAUGCAGCUUUGGCUCAGAUGAACAGCGAGGUGCAGCUCCUGACUGAAAAGGCUCUGAUGGAACUUGGUGGUGGAAAGCCACUUCCACACCCCCGAGCGUGGUUCGUCUCCCUGGAUGGAAGGUCCAAUGCUCACGUUAGACACUCCUACAUUGAUCUCCAAAGAGCUGGAAGGAAUGGAAGUAACGAUGCCAGUUUAGACUCUGGUGUGGAUAUGAAUGAACCAAAAUCUGCCCGGAAGGGAAGGGGUGACCCUUUGUCUCUCCAGCAAGGCCACCCACCCGUCCAGGAGCACCAGCAGAAGGAAUCCAGGACCCAGGACAGCAACACCUACACGCAGCUCGUGUAUCUGGAUGACGUAGACCAGAGCGGCAGUGAGUGUGGGACCACUGUGUGCACCCCGGAGGACAGUACACUGCGAUGUUUACUGGAAGGUUCCAGUCGAAGGAGUGGGGGGCAGCUGCCCAGCCUACAGGAGGAGACAACCAAACGAACUGUAGAUGGCCCCCAGGAGCCAUUAGCCAGCCCUCAACACAGAAGAUCUGCUCGUGAUGACGACGAAGAGGAUGAUGAUGACGAUGACCAAGGAGAAGAUAAGAAAAGCCCCUGGCAGAAACGAGAGGAGAGACCCCUGAUGGCCUUUAACAUCAAAUGAGCCCUCGCUAAGCCACCCAGCUGUGGAAUAUAAAAUUGCCAAAUAUCCUUUCUUACGGAAGCACGUACCUGUUUGUGAAGGAAGCCGGACCGAGGCGAGCAUGGAUGGGUUGAUUCACCACGUUGACGCUGCGGCGAUGAUGGUAGAAAGGAACUCAAAGGAGUAUUCAGAAGACAGGAUCUCUGAUGCAUGCUGCCCUUCCUGGGUGGUGGCUGGGAGAGAAGUGUGGGAAUGUCUUUUCCACGGACUUGACCUGCCUGGUAUGCUGACAAACCAAGCACCCUGGUCCUGUGCUCCAAGGAUCACCUCAGUCCUCCCUCAGAUUCUGGGAACAGAUGAAACUCUUCUCUUUUUCUCUUUUUCUUUUCUUUCUUUCUUUUUUGCAUUGCUUGAAUCCAUUUUCUCAUGAUAAUGCAACGAUGAAGCUAUUACUGGGAAAUGAGCAGGACGCUCCUGUCCCCAAGGUCGCCAUUAUUGCAAAGGAAAGCUAUGCAUUGCUGCUGGGUAGGCUUUGUUUUUGCUUUGGUUUGUUUUUGUUGUUGUUGUUUGGGGGGGGU
This is a messenger RNA of Dipodomys ordii (Ord's kangaroo rat), 3143 nucleotides long. It is a transcript of the gene Fam171a1, whose product is annotated as family with sequence similarity 171, member A1. The record is from RefSeq and is a predicted model, not a curated record. The transcript is spliced from 8 exons. Gene Ontology annotation, cellular component: plasma membrane. NCBI's taxonomy places the organism in Eukaryota, Metazoa, Chordata, Mammalia, Rodentia, Heteromyidae. The coding region runs from base 1 to 2586 and encodes 861 amino acids. Gene Ontology annotation, biological process: stress fiber assembly; regulation of cell shape.